Messenger RNA from Cladocopium goreaui, 639 nucleotides. Lineage: Eukaryota; Dinophyceae; Suessiales; Symbiodiniaceae. The record is from the annotation of a GenBank genome assembly.
AUGGAGAAGCAAACCUCGGAAGACACUGAAGAGGAAGCUGAGGAACUUGAAGCUGCAGACAAAGAAUCGAAGCUGCCGGCAUCAAAACGAGAAAAGGAGGAACUCAAAGGCAAGGAGGCCUAUGAUCGAGGAGAUUAUGAAGAAGCUGUCAAAAACUGGAUGGCAUCAUUGCGUUCGGUGAAAUAUUUGCUGGACAAGAAGCUGUAUGCCCACAAUGCUGAACAUCAAAAGCAAGUUGAGAAUAUGGACCUCAGGUUUAAUUUGAACCUGGCACAGGCUCAUAUCAAGCUGCGUGAUUUCAGCAAAGCCAUUGAGUUUGCUGAUAAUGCUUUGAGAAGGGAUCCCUCAAGCAGCAAGGCGCUCUAUCGGAAAUCUGUGGCUCUUUUCGAGACCAUGGACUAUUCACAGGCAGCCCAACAGCUGCAGAAACUGCUGGACCUGGACCCUGAUAAUCUCGCUGCAAAGGAUCUCUUACAAAAGGCCAAGCGAAACGAGGCUAGAGGAGAGCUGCGAGCAAGGCGAAUGUCGCAAAGGAUCUUCGGCACACCGGGCAGACAGGCGGAUGCCGGCAUCUUCAGCAAUAUCGUGGGAAGAAUACGGCAAAUUUGCUGCCGCCGGGCAAACGCAAGGCAGGACUAG